AACGGAACUUUUCGUCCGCCGGUGGCUCGCUUCUCGAAACUUUUGCAUCAUAUCCAGGGAGGCCCAAAAACGUCAAUGGGUCGAGUAAGCCCCGCGUGUUUCCCCAACCAGCAUGGCCCUGUUGGGUUGUUGAACUUCGCGGAUUAUCGAGACCGGUUUGUAAAAACCAAGCGACGAAAUGAGGAUAAUAAAAGUCUUUUUGAAUGAAGGAAGUGAAAUAUUGUCACGUAAUUCUCAAGCGAUCUCCAAGGACAAAUUCUAUUAAGAAAUUGAUGGCCACGAAUAGUAAUUUGGUGAUCGCGUCGGAAUCGAAUUUUUGUAGAGGGCGGACGAAGGACGAUAUAGCGCUAAACGAGGGUUCGAUUUCGAUCAUUUUUUCAACAUAGAACAUUUUUUUCAUUGAAAUUGAGAGAGAAAUCGAUGAUUGCCGAGGCUCGAGUAGAGGUUAGAAUCCCUCAAUUUUGAUGUUACGAGAUUUUUUUUAUUCAGAAAAAGCAGAAAAAUGGAAAAUAUUCCUCGACAAUCUCGAUUCCGUGCAGUAUUCGGCCAAGCAUUUGUUCACUUUUUGAGGAAUUUUAUAAAAAUAGAUUUUUUAAAGAUUUUUUGAGCCUCGCGUCUUCUUUGCGAUCGAUUUACUCGGAGGUUAGUAUUUCGGGGAAAAAUCCAUGUUUUGCGGCACGAGUAUUUCAGAACAGUGAGAAAAAACGAGAAAACUAACAGGUCGAACGAGUCGCGUUGGUGUUUACGUUCACAACGAAGAUUUCAAAUUUCAAGGUUCGAGCAACGCUGAGGUCUCGUCGAAAAAAUAUCCCGCUCGCGAGUUCAUCAAGGCUCGAGCGACAAACGGUUAAUCAGGUUUUUCCAAUGACGCUGUCUAAUCCUGAAGCGAAUCUCGAACCCGGAAAUUUUGGGUCUCAUAUAUAUAGACGGGCCCGGGGGACCGAAAUCUCAGAUAAAAUUUAACGCAGUUCAGAAUAAAACGUCUAGUCGCGACGUAGAUUUCUCGUUAGCGCUUCUACCAAAUUUUUCGUUAUUACAAAAAUCGACGGCAAAAAUGAAACUGACGAUUCUGCUGAUCGCUGUCCUCGUAUCCGCGGCCCUUGCACUUCCAGCUCCACGUCUCAAAGGCAAAAUCAAAGAGCCCGAAGCGAACGUGAUCAGAAAACCCAGAAACGUUGGGCUUGGAUUGGGCCUUUCUGCCGGAUUCGAUACGUUUGGCGAUUACGGAAGUUACGGGGGAUAUUAUUCCCCGUACCUGUAUGGUCGACCCUACGGUGGGCUCUACCCUGGGCCCUACGUUCGACCUUACCCUCCACCCUUUUAUGGAGGUUAUGAGAAUGUACACGGUGGAGUUCAUGGAGGAAUAGGAUUCGAUUUCGGCGCCAAUGUCGGCGUUGAUUAUGGAAGAUACGGAGGGAACUAUUGGGAUCAUCUCUGGUGAUAAGGUUAUGUUGUCACUGAGGCCGGAAGGGCUGCUGCACCGGCGCUGGAAGGGACGUGAAUUGACUGAUUUUAUUAAUCGCGAGGGCGGCUGUUGAUAGUUGUUGAUAGAAAAAAUAAUGCAAAAUAAAUAAUUUACGAUACGAGAUUAUUGUUGCUGCGUGAUUUUUUGUUCUGUCGCGUUAUAUCGAAGAUUAUUGCGUGAUCAAAUUGUGCCUCGUUCGCAUUCUUUUCGGAGAUUUUGUUUAAAAAUCCUGAGGGGGAAAAUCGAUGUUUAUGUUUUGUCUUUUUGGAGAAUUCGUGCUCGAGAAACACUUGGAAUGGAUUAUAUAUCGACGAUGAAAUCUGUUUUGGUUUUACACAACGUUUCAAAUCUGGACAUUGAAAAUUAAUGUCAGCGAAAUCUGAUCGCGCUCCGUUUUUUUUCGAUGUCACACUGCCUUGACGUGACAUUUUACAUGGAAUUCAGAUCUGGGACAGCGAUUAUAACUGCAAUGAAAUCGAGAAACACAUUUUUUAUCUUCCCACAGACCAAAAGUUACGAGGUUUUGCUAAUUUUAUUAGGAACGAUUUUCAUUUUUCUAUGAGAAUUUUUUUGCCACUCCUAAUUUUUCGAACAAAUCCUAACCUUGUUUGCAUUAAAAAUACAGAAAGUAUCGGGAAGCUCUGAUGAAAGUUUUAAUCUCGAGUGGCCAAGUGAGACCAAAAGAGUCCCGAAUUAUAGUUUUUCCCUUCGCUCGGUUUGAACCCUGACAGUAAAAAAACUUGGUCUCACUUGUUCGUUUGAGUCUCGAGUCCCAAUUUUCUACGCUGAUCCAUUUAGCUUCAAAGUUCCAAUAGUUUUUAUUAUCGAGGAAACCAAAAGAAUCUUGGAAAAACCAUCUUUGAAUCAAGAAAGACCGAGUGAUCCCAAUUCGAACCUAAUUUCCUUGUUUGACGAACUGCUCACUUGAUAUUCUAACCAAAACACUUUGAAUUUUUUCAAUUCUCCUUCACAUCGUAUUGUUAUUUAUUGUAUUGAAAAAGACAGUGCCGAAUCAUAUUGAAUUUGGAGAAAAUACACUGGAAGAAAAAAUGAGGGACCGACAUCCGACAGCACUAAAUUCAGAUAGCGAGAGAAAAUUUCAUUGUUUCAAGUAAAUCAAAUUAAAGUCAAUAAUAAUUGUUAUAAUUUUUAUUGUUUAUUAAUAAAAAUCCAUUGGUGAGAACAGUAGAAACUUCUAUGUACUUCUGCAAACUUGUUGAGGUUGACCGGAGACUGUCAUCGCGACACUUGGCAGAUUAAUAGCAAGAAAUCUUGUCAAAAUCUUUUUAUGAAAAAGUUGGAAUUUAGACUAUUUUUUUAUUGCUAAGAUGUUUAUACAACGAUUGAACACUUGCGGUGCACAUUUUUUGGAGUUUUGAUAAAGAUGAAAGAAUAAGCUGAGAAAUCGAGGGCAAAAACAUCACGAUAACGUAAAAGUGGAUUUUGUUGACAGCGUUGAGGCACGAAGGCGUUGGAUAAUCUAUGAAAUGGUUGAUACGAUAACGAAAAGUUGGUUGAUCGCUUUCGUAUAUAAAGGUAGGAUUUUUCAUUUUGCGGUACACAAAGUUUCUUCCUUCUUUCAUCGAAGAAGAAAAUCUGAAGUGAGAGUAAAAUUACCAAUCGCAAGAUGUCGAUUAAGGUAUUUGUCUUUUUCGUCAUCAUGACGCUCGCUGCUGCCGCUACGGAGGUUCAGAAGGAUGAGCAAACUGCUGGAACCGAAACACCGUCAAGGGAAACAAAGCUGAGAAAAUCUCGGAGCUACGGUCCUGAAUUUGGUGUCGAAUUUGGUGUUGGGGUUGCUCCUGGCACAGUCGGAUUCAUUCCUCCUGGUAUCGAUUCUCCUCCGCCUCCUCCACAAGUGAUAAUCGCUCCUCCUCCUCCACCUCCCCAGGUCAUAAUCUCUCCUCCUUAUAUCAAUCCUGUCCCCCCGGUGAGAAUCGCUCCACCAUUUAUCAAUCCUGGCCCCCGGGUGAGAAUUCCUCCUCCCAUUAGAUUCCCUCCUUCGAUCAGGAUCCCUGCUCCUCCCGUCGGACUGCCUCCUUCCAUCAGGAUCCCUGCUCCUCCCGUCGGACUGCCUCCUUCCAUCAGGAUCCCUGCUCCUCCCGUCGGACUGCCUCCUUCCAUUAGGAUCCCUGCUCCUCCCGUCGGACUGCCUUCUUCCAUCAGAUUCCCUGCUCCUCCGGUCAGAUUGCCUCCUUCCAUCAGAAUCCUUCCUCCUACGAUCAGAAUUGUUGGUGCUCCCAUUGGAGUGGCUCCUUUCCCUGGAUUUGGACAGCGUAGUAGUAGUUGGGAGUACAGUGGCCCAGGUUUGGCAGAAGGCGGUGGAGUUAUUCAAGCGCCGAGUAGUAGCUGGCAACAGAGUGGCCCAGGUUGGGCAGAAGGCGGUGGAGUUAUUCAAGCGCCGAGUAGUAGCUGGCAACAGAGUGGCCCAGAUUUGGCAGAAGACGGUGGAGUUAUUCAAGCGCCGAGUAGUAGCUGGCAACAGAGUGGUCCAGUUUGGGCAGAAGAAUGUGGAGUUAUUUAAGCGCCAAGUAGUAGCUAGUAAGAGUUGCCUAGAUUAGGCGGAAGGUGGUGGAGUUAUUCAAUGAUCCCCAAAUUCAGUGUUUUACUAUCUAUACUUUGUUUUUAUUAUUUAUUUUACUAUCUACUUUGUUAAAGUUGCAUGAAUAGUUAUUCAAUUGGCUGGCUCAGGCAUGUUUUCUAAGAUUUAUUAACUGAAGUAAUUCAAGUAUCGAGAAUGUAUAAUAUAUAAGAAAUUUUAGUCACUUCGUCAACCAGAACUUCGAUAGCUCUUAUUUAGUUUAGACAAUGAAUAAUAAAAAAAUUAUUUGUUCUAUUCA
Molecule: messenger RNA, 4305 nt
Organism: Venturia canescens
Lineage: Eukaryota; Metazoa; Arthropoda; Insecta; Hymenoptera; Ichneumonidae
Product: pollen-specific leucine-rich repeat extensin-like protein 2
Exons: 3
Coding region: 3093-3989 (298 amino acids)
Source: RefSeq, a predicted model, not a curated record